Molecule: messenger RNA, 2767 nt
Organism: Aquila chrysaetos chrysaetos
Lineage: Eukaryota; Metazoa; Chordata; Aves; Accipitriformes; Accipitridae
Gene: RAVER1
Product: ribonucleoprotein, PTB binding 1
Exons: 14
Coding region: 43-2289 (748 amino acids)
Molecular function (GO): RNA binding
Source: RefSeq, a predicted model, not a curated record
CGCCCGCCUCUCGAUGGUCCCAGGAGGCGGCGGGUGCCCAAAAUGGCGGCGGCGGCGCUUUCGCUGUCGGGCGCCGUAACGUCCCCGAGCCCGGAGCUCCCGGGACCGGGACCGGGCCCGGGCCGGGCCCCCGAGGAGGAGCUGCCGGUGCUGGAUCCGGCCGAGGUGCGGAGCCGCCUGGAGCGCAGCGCCCGACAGUUCCGGAACCGGCGGAAGGUGCUGAUCCGCGGGCUGCCGCCCGACGUCAGCAACCAGGAAGUCCACGAUCUGCUGAGCGACUACGAGCUGAAAUACUGCUUUGUGGACAAAUACAAAGGGACUGCGUUUGUCACCUUGCUCAACGGGGAACAGGCAGAAUCAGCCAUCAAAAAAUUCCACCUGAGCAAACUCCGGGAGAAGGAGAUUUCGGUGCAGCUGCAGCCCACCGAUGCCCUCCUGUGUAUCGCCAACCUCCCCCAGCUCUACACCCAACAACAAUUUGAGGAGCUGGUCCGACCUUUCGGCAACCUGGAACGGUGUUUCCUGGUCUACAGCGAGAAAACGGGACACUCCAAAGGUUAUGGAUUUGUGGAAUAUAUGAAAAAGGAUUCAGCGGCCAGAGCCAAGUCGGAUCUGCUGGGGAAACAGCUGGGCACGCGGACUCUCUACGUCCACUGGACGGACGUCAACCAGUUGACGUUAGACCUUCUCCAUUCCAAGUGCUUGUGUGUCGACAAGCUGCCCCACAACUACGCCGACCUCGAGGAGCUGCGGCAGGUCUUCUCCGCCGCCUGUGCCCCGGCUUUUUGCCAGCUGGCCUACGGUCAGGACGGGCAGCUGAAAGGCUUCGCGGUCCUGGAGUACGAGUCAGCGGAGAUGGCAGAGAUGGUUCAGCAGGCUACGGAUGGUUUGCCGCUCGCCGGGAAUCACGUCCGAGUCUCCUUCUGUGCUCCUGGCCCUCCCGGCCGCAGCAUGUUGGCCGCCCUGAUAGCCGCGCAGGCGACGGCGUUAAAUCGUGGGAAAGGGCUCCUACCCGAGCCGAAUAUCCUCCAAAUUCUCAACAGCCUGGGAAAUCCUGCGUCCCUCCAGCUGUUGCUCAACCCCCUGCUCCACGGGGCGGUCGGAGGAAAACAAGGAAUCCUCGGCGCCGCUCCCUCCGUGCCGCUGGUGACCAACCCGGCCCUCUCCACGGCUCUCCUCCAACUCGCGCUGCAGAACCAAACCCAAGCGCAGCAGAAGCCGGGGAUCCUGGGCGACUCGCCGCUGAGCUCCUUGCCCCACCACGGUGCCCUGGGUUUGGCCAACGCGCCGGCGCAGCCCCCCAGCCAGCUCUUGGGAGAGCUCUCCUCAGGUGGCCCCUUGCCCGGUGACAUGGCACAGGGACACGUAAAAUCACCAAUUUUGCCUUCUGGAAACGUACCCCUGGCUUCUUUCCUGGGACCGGUGGGAGUAGAUCGGGAAAAUUCGGUGUUGGGGACGCAGGUGCCUCAGCUCACCCCUCCCGCCGUCACCCCCCCCAGCUCUUCAGGGUCUCACCACCUCCAUUUUGGGAUCCGUCAUCAGCGGUCUCCAGAAACCAAAGCAGAGCGAGAACGGACCUCCCGCCUCCGGGGUAAGGUCUCGCUCCUGGGGGAGCCCCCCAAAGAUUUCAAGAUUCCUCUCAACCCCUACCUGAACCUGCACAGCCUCUUGCCGGCAAACAGCCUCGGAGGUGCCGCUAACAAAGCGUUUAAUCUGAAAGCCGGUGUUUUGGGGAGCGUUUCCAAUCCCCGCAUCUCCCAGCCCUCCCUGGCCGACCCGCUCCUGCCCUCGCCCGGGCUGGCUGCAGACGGCUACGCCUUCGAUUACCAGCCGGAUUUGGGCUCCCGGAUUUACCCCCAGACGAGAGACCACGCUGGACCCAUCCUGGGGGGCUUUGGGCACAGCAGACACAAGCCCUUCCCCUUCCAGCUCUCCUCGUCCCCGGGGUUCGAGCGAGGGGGUUUGGGGCCCCCCCUGCCCCCCUUUUACUCAGGAUCCCCCAGUUCCUACUUCACCAGUGGCCUUCAAGCUGGGCUCAAGCAGAGUCACCUCAACAAGGCAGUCGGGAUGCCUCCAACGGGCUCCGCGGACGCCGUCCUCGCCUUGGGACCCCCCAGUCACUCGCACACCUCCCAGUCAAAGACCCCCGUGGGUGGCCAGAAACGAGCCUUCUCCCACCUCCUGCCCUCCCCGGAGCCCAGCCCCGAGGGCUGCUACGUGGGGCAACACUCCCAGGGCCUGGGGGGCCAUUACGCCGACUCCUACCUGAAGCGGAAGAGGAUAUUUUAGCCCCCCUCACAAAUCCUUUCCUCCCCCCCCACCUGUAAAUCUUGUACAAAUGUGGGUUUUUUUGGUGGGUUUUUUUUUUGGUUUUGUUUUUUUUUUUAUGUUUAGUCCUUUUUUGAUUAUUUUUGGAGGGUUUUAAAGUGAUGUGAAAGACUUGACCCUGGCUCGCCGGAGGAUGGAGCAGGGCGGCGGGGGGGGGGAUAUCUUAUUGCAGACCCCCCCCCCCGCCCCGGUGCCAUGAGGGGGUCCCUGAGAGCCACCCCCCCCUUUCCUGUGCCCCCCCCCCCCCCCGAGCAGUAACUGGGAGUCGCGUGUCCCCCUGUGUUGUGUGGCCCCCCCCCCCCCAAAAAACACGCGCUCCCUGCCUUAACCCGCUGCUUGGUGUGAGGAACUGGGGGGGGGUCCCCAUUCCUGGGUGUGGGGGGGGACACAUGGUGCCACCCCCCCCAGCCCCAUGCUCCCCUCCUGGGGGGGGGGGUCC